AUGGAUCCAUGUAGGCUACUUGCUCUUGUCCUGCUUGUCAGAAUUGUUUUUCAUGCAGGUGCUGAAGAUUCAGAGGUGAAAGCACUCUUAAACUUUAAAAUUUCUGUGGAUGAUCCUCUUGCGGCACUGAAUGACUGGAAGGCAGGCACAAACGUUUGCCACUGGAUUGGUGUAAGUUGUUCCUCAGUAGGGCGGAUCACUGGCAUACAGAUUGAUUCUCUGUCACUUUCGGGCACAAUCCAAGGCAACUUGUCUGCUUCGGGGAACAACUUCACUGAGAUCCACAUAUCACCACAGAAAUGCUCUUUGGAGGUCCUCGACUUGUCAAGCAACAAUUUCACUAGUGAUUUUCUAGAUAUUCUUUUGGUUACGUGCAAAGGCAUCAGAAUCAGUGGCUCGAUACCUGCUUCCAUUUUCGCAUCGUGCAAGAGCUUGCGGUUUCUAGAAAUCUCGAGCAAUCAGCUGGUUGGAGGGGUGCCUGAAGAUAUGUUUAUAAACUGCAGAAGCUUACAAGAGCUUUCACUGUCGUCGAAUAAUUUGACAGGGGAACUCUCUGGUCUACGUUCAUCCAACAGCCUUCAGAAGCUCAACCUGUCUACCAACGUUUUCACAUCAUUUCAGAUCGAGCACUGUCCUAGUCUGGAGGAGCUGGAUCUCUCUUUUAACAACAUUUCUGGGACAGACAAAUUCCAAGCUGGAUCGGGCUAUCCAUCUGCAAAGCUUCACGAGGAGGUUUUCAUACUGCAGGGGAUCCGCUUGGAUGACUUUGAGCACAAAGAUGGCUCUUCCUGCUACUGGCAGGAUCGAUCGACCGCGCUGUUAAGAAGCCAAGCGCAAGAUCACACACCAAUAGUAGUGCGGAGCUCCAGGGAAACGACUCGGCAUGAAUGGAGAGGGCAACUGAAGCAUAUUCAGCUUGUAAAAGAUAGAGCGCGUCUAAAGAGAACAAUCUUGGUGGUGCUACGAUCGUACCCGUCUAUAUCGAUCCGCCUUGAUCGACGACUUGUUUUUCAUGGAGAUGCUGAAGAUUCAGAGUUGGAAGCACUCUUGAGCUUUAAAAAUUCUGUGGAUGAUCCUCUGGUGGCACUGAAUAACUGGAAGGCAGGCACAGACGUUUGCCAAUGGAUUGGUGUAAGUUGUUCCUCGGUAGGCCGCAUCACUGGCAUACAGCUUGAUUCUCUGUCACUUUCGGGCCUUCUUCCAUUUUCUACCAUCCAAGCCCUGCCUCAACUACGCACCUUGAGUGCUUCUGGGAACAACUUCACUGGGAUCAAAAUAUCACCGCAGAAAUGCUCUUUGGAGGUCCUCAAUUUGUCAAGCAACGAUUUCACUAGUGAUUUUCUAGAUAUUCUUUUGGUUACUUGCAAAGACAUCAGAAUCAGUGGCUCGAUACCUGCUUCCAUUUUCACAUUGUGUAAGAGUCUAUCAGACAAUCACGUAUUUGGACCAUUCCUCUCGGCCGACCACAACAACUUUAUAGGUGAACUCCCUACAGUUCCUCCAAGUCUUAAUGUUCUAGACCUGAGCUGCAACUUGUUCAGCACUGGCAACCCAAACAUCUGCCCUGCAAGGUCCUCACUUAAGUCUUUGCUGCUGGUAUAUAACAGGUUGCAUGGUCGGGUUCUGAACUCAGCCAUGAACUGUGGUAACCUGGAAAUGCUUGAUAUCAGCAUCAAUUCUCUAGCAGGGCCCAUUCCAGUGGAUAUGUGCAGCAGACUUCCGAAGCUUCAACAUCUUCUUCUUUGGGGGAACAAUCUUGAAGGCAGCAUACCCGCUACAAUCAGCAACUGCAGUGAGCUGGUGACACUAAAUCUCAGUUUUAACAAUCUCACAGGUGUCAUUCCUCAGCAGAUAUCUGGGCUGAAGAAACUCUGGUUGCUGCUUCUGAGCAACAACAUGAUAUCUGGAGCAAUCCCCGCAUCUAUUGGAAGUAUGUUGAGCCUUCGAUCUCUCGUACUGGGUCACAACAUGCUUCAGGGUGGUCUACCAAGUGAGCUUAGAAACAACAAGGGUCUAUUCAUGUUUUUAGUGAACGACAAUCAGUUGACAGGACAAAUUCCAGGCUGGAUCGGCCGCUCAUCAGAAGUGGAUAGAGAAAAAAUAACCGAAGUAACCUUCCCGUUUCUGAUGGUGUUUGCAAUCAACAUAGAGGCAUCCAUCUGCAAAGCUUAUGAGGAGGUUUUCAUACUGCAAGGGAUCCGCUUGGAUGACUUUGAGCAACUUCCGUUUGCAACCAGAUGCAGAAGAUGGUUCUUUCUGGCACCUCCUGGUUUCAACUUAACAAUAUAUACUCUGGUAAACAGUCCUUUGGCUAUUGAUCUCUCGCACAACAGCUUCACUGGAACAAUCCCAGAGGAAUUCGGUGGCAUGCGAGACUUAAAUGUGCUAAAUCUCGCACACAACUUACUUACGGGGGCCAUUCCUUCCACAAUUGGAAACCUCAAGAACCUGGAGUGGCUAGAUUUAUCACAGAACUGGCUUGAAUCAAACAUCCCGGACUCGCUUGGCAACCUCACCUUCCUGAAUUACUUAAACAUCUCGAACAACAAGCUUUUCGGAAGGGUUCCACAGAGUGCUCAACUUGCAUUAUUCCCGGUGAGCAGCUAUGAAGGAAACCCAGGCCUUUGUGGCUUCCCCCUUGCAGAGUGUGCUAGUUUGCAUGAUCCUUUUCAUGAUGAUCACAAAGAUGAAAACGAUGAUGACGGUCAUGGCGAUCAAACGAUUCUGGCUGCCAUUGUUGGUGGUGGUGUUUCAUGCAUCCUGUGGACCUUCGCAGUUUUCUUCAGUAAGAGAUGGGAGGCACUGCUUAAACGUUUAAUAUAA
Messenger RNA from Selaginella moellendorffii, 2823 nucleotides. RefSeq names its product receptor-like protein kinase BRI1-like 3. Gene Ontology annotation, cellular component: plasma membrane. The transcript has 7 exons. Lineage: Eukaryota; Viridiplantae; Streptophyta; Lycopodiopsida; Selaginellales; Selaginellaceae. Gene Ontology annotation, molecular function: protein binding. The record is from RefSeq and is a predicted model, not a curated record. The coding region runs from base 1 to 2823 and encodes 940 amino acids.